AUGUACGGCGCAGGAAGAUUGUCCGCAGAUGGGACGUUCAAGCGCGGGCAUGCCAAGGCAGCUUCCUCUUUCGGGGGAUGGUCGAACGCAGUCCCACCUCUGGGCGUAUCCGAUACCCUUGCCCUUCACCUGCAAUUUGUGAGUCACUGCUCAGUCUCCAACCCUCGUCGGUGUGCAUACUAUUAAAGUGGUGAAUUUCCAGGCCUUGCGAGGCUGCCGAGAUGCUAUGCAAGUGGGGGUCGUUCUGGAGAAGCUCUCGAUGGACAAGGUCGGCAACGCGUUGACUAGGUGUUAUCAGGUUCAUAGCACAUAUACUCAUUGUUUACGAGUCGCUGCACUCACAUCGCAGAUCGUGGCGAGCAACAUCGUGAAAAGCUCGGUGAUGCAAGGCGUUGUUCUUUUAUCGGCGCUCGCGAUCAAGCCUUUGGUCAGAUCCAUCUUCGGUGCCAAGAGCGGAGGAUCGACGUUCGUGUACAUUAUGUUUCUGGUAAGUCAGUCGGAGUCGAGACCGCGGCGUGCAGCGCCGUGCGCAGAUCUGACAAUCGGCGUCCUGGGAAUCGGGUGAUCCGGCACUGCAGGGGCUCUGGCUUUAUCCGAUCGCUUUUGCAGCAACGUACUACUCUGGGCUGCUUCGGCCGUCUCAAGAGACUGAUCGACGCGGAGCAAGUCGCUUGGGCUCGACCGAGAAUCGAGGUCUCACCGCGAGGAUAGCUGCCGAGGUGCGUCACAUUUCCUGCACCCAUUUCCAAGGUUGACCUCUGUGAAGAUAAGUUGAAAGGACCAAUCGACUCUUCGUUUACAGAGCCACAGAGUUUUGGUCACGAUCAACUAUUUCUUCGUCGUCAUCGUCUUGCGCCGCGUACCUUGGGUGGGCCCCCCUGUCGCCUUUCUGUUUUCUUGCAUCGUCGACAGCUGGUACUGCUGGGAGUAAGUGCCGCGCUUGCAGUGGACGUGGUGUCAACCAAGACACUUUUAAGACCAAAGUUUGUUAAAGGUCAUUCUUUUCUUUCUGGCCUUUGCGCAGGCAGCAAAUGGUCAAGUCUGGGUGGCCCUUCGCGGAACGUGUCAAGCAGCUGGACUCGCGCUGGGCCUAUCACCUAGGUUUCGGCCUCCCGAUCACUUUGCUCUCGUGGUGGAGGUAACUAAUCUCCUCAGUCGUCGAUGGGCUCGAUCGCUUGCUGAUUCAAUAUUGAAAUCUUGUUUCGCUAGUGCUGAGCCAAUAGUGAACCUUGCGAUCUUUUCACUCCUCUACCCUUUCUUCCAAGUGGCCGCCACAGCGUCCAUCGCACAGCCACUGGAUGCUUCGAUUCCGACGUCAGCUAUCAACAUCUCUUUCAUGCCGAAGGGACAAGGAUCUUUCUCUAUGGCUGCCGCCGAGGGGGGUGAAGAGAACCGAGGUCGUCGUGGGCACCCUUUCGUCCCGGUCCGCCUGCGAGUGCUCGCAGCUGCAGAAGUGGCCCACGCUGCUUUGAUGUUCAGCUUCGGCGGUGGUCGGAAGAAGGACGCUGCAGGUUCGGCCCCAGGGACGUCGAGUGCGUCUUCUGCUUCACGAAAUCGUUAUGGAAGUCAUCCGUCAUCGUCGUCGGGUACGUCGUCGCACUUUGAUCGCAGCAGCGAUUACACCUACAAUCCCUAUGGCGAGCCAACGUCAUCGGAUAAUCCAGCCUGGCGUCAAGGUGGAGAGAAUUAUGGCGCUCCUCGUCAAGAUUCCCACGCGUUCAAUCAUACGCAACAAGCGGCUUCAAGACGGGUUCACCUCAAUUCCGAAUCAAGAACGGGCAAUGAGCCGAGUUACGGUACCAUGGCCAAUCACCAGCACGGCAUCACCCAAGUUACGCCGGCGCGCUCCGGAUACUCCGAUCACACCCUGGAUUCACUCCUUCGUUCAGCCGCUGGAAGAAAGAAGGGGGACUGA
Molecule: messenger RNA, 1915 nt
Organism: Microbotryum saponariae
Lineage: Eukaryota; Fungi; Basidiomycota; Microbotryomycetes; Microbotryales; Microbotryaceae
Source: the annotation of a GenBank genome assembly